AGCAGUAGAACGACUGACAUCAACUGAAAGCUGAUCGCCGUCGCACGAGUAAAGAAAUCUCGCCUUAAGUAUUCUUUAAUCUUUAUUAAAUUGGUCAAGUUCAACAGUGCUUUUGAUCGUAAAAUUAUUAUUUUUAUAAUAAUGAGCUAUAGCGCAUUACAAUGUUCAGGAUACUAAGAAAUAUUGUUGUAGUAGUGGUUUUUGCAAUGAAGUGCGUUGGACUUAAUACAGCUUCUGAUGAAUCUAAUGUGGCUGAAAUAAAAAUGGAGCGAGAAGAUCUCCAACUAGAAUCCAGAAUAAAAGGCCAAAACGGUAACCAACAAGGAAGCCUAACCCAAAGAAUCUUACCAAUGAUGAUCAUCCCCUUUUUACUAUCUUCCAUACUUAUACCUCCAAUGCUGUUUUCCAUCGCUAUUUUGUUCGUUAAAGCAGCUCUAACAGCAAAAAUCGCCGUCAUUUUAAUGCUAAUCAAUUGCUUUAGACGAAGAACUAGAGGAGGAGGAGUAUUUGAUCAUUACGUUAAUGAUAAGGACUCGAGGAAUGAUUUAGUAAAGGAGCAUUAUGGGUAUCAGGGGGUUGAAGAGCCAGGGAUUUAUGUGCAUAAAAAAAGGAGAAAAAGGGAUGUUUAUAAGAUUUAAAUAUUGUAUAAAUAUAUGUUUAUAUAAGCAAAAAUA
Anthonomus grandis grandis is the source of this 674-nucleotide messenger RNA. RefSeq lists its product as uncharacterized. The transcript is spliced from 2 exons. Lineage: Eukaryota; Metazoa; Arthropoda; Insecta; Coleoptera; Curculionidae. The coding region runs from base 162 to 638 and encodes 158 amino acids. The record is from RefSeq and is a predicted model, not a curated record.